AUGGGAAUUCGCUUGCCGGUUCAUGCAAAGCGAGCUUUCCAAUGGAUUCUUUCAGCUCCAAUGGCUACAGAUGUGCCCAAAGGACACUUUGCUGUUUAUGUUGGAGAAGCUGAAAAGAAGAGAUUUGUUGUUCCGAUUUCGUAUUUGAAGCACCCUUCAUUUCAGAACCUACUAAGCCAGGCAGAAGAGGAGUUUGGUUUUGAUCAUCGGAUGGGUGGUCUUACAAUACCAUGCAGAGAAGAAACCUUCAUUGAUUUCACUUUGCAGUUUGAAUUGCUCCUAGAAAAUAUAGUUCACAUGAUAGGAAGAUACUAA
This is a messenger RNA of Cornus florida, 315 nucleotides long. RefSeq names its product auxin-responsive protein SAUR21-like. Gene Ontology annotation, biological process: response to auxin. The coding region runs from base 1 to 315 and encodes 104 amino acids. The transcript has a single exon. Lineage: Eukaryota; Viridiplantae; Streptophyta; Magnoliopsida; Cornales; Cornaceae. The record is from RefSeq and is a predicted model, not a curated record.